Molecule: messenger RNA, 11016 nt
Organism: Peromyscus leucopus (white-footed mouse)
Lineage: Eukaryota; Metazoa; Chordata; Mammalia; Rodentia; Cricetidae
Gene: Akap6
Product: A-kinase anchoring protein 6
Exons: 14
Coding region: 249-7205 (2318 amino acids)
Cellular component (GO): sarcoplasmic reticulum; perinuclear region of cytoplasm
Molecular function (GO): protein kinase A binding; transmembrane transporter binding
Source: RefSeq, a predicted model, not a curated record
AGAGCUUCCGUAUUGUCUCAGGCUCCACUGGAAAUGCAGCAAGGAUUCCUAGCACAUCCCAGUUGCCAUAGCAACAGCAGUCUUUCCCAUAAUGAGCUGCAUCAUCUGAACUGAUGUCACAGCAUCAUGCAGCAGGUCAAACAAGGCAUCUCCUAGUAUUGCAUCCUACAGAUGUGCUGUAAACAUCAAAAGAAGACGCCGGGAGCAGGAGAUGCUGUUUUGGAAAGAAGUAAGGCUUAGAUUUCUCCAUGUUAACCAUGAGCGUGACACUGUCCCCACUGAGGUCACAGGACCCGGAUCCCAUGGCGACUGAUGCCUCCCCCAUGGCCAUCAACAUGACGCCUACGGCGGAGCAGGAAGAAGGAGAGGCAGAAGAGGCCAUGAAGGACAUCGAGGCUGAGCAGCAGUAUGGAAAGCCACCCCCACUCCACACGGCAGCGGACUGGAAGAUUGUCCUACACUUGCCUGAGAUUGAGACCUGGCUCCGGAUGACCUCGGAGAGGGUCCGGGACCUGACCUACUCGGUCCAGCAGGAUGCAGACAGCAAGCACGUGGAUGUGCAUCUGGUGCAGCUAAAGGACAUUUGUGAAGAUAUUUCCGACCAUGUGGAGCAGAUCCAUGCCCUCCUUGAGACGGAGUUCUCCCUCAAGCUGCUGUCUUACUCGGUCAAUGUCAUUGUAGACAUCCACGCAGUGCAGCUGCUCUGGCACCAGCUCCGAGUAUCCGUGCUGGUCCUGCGCGAGCGCAUCCUGCAAGGUCUGCAGGAUGCCAAUGGUAACUACACCAGACAGACGGACAUUCUGCAGGCGUUCUCCGAAGAGACAGAGGAGGGCCGGCUUGAUUCUCUCACAGAAGUGGACGACUCUGGGCAGUUAACGAUCAAAUGCUCUCAGAAUUACUUGUCUCUGGACUGCGGCAUUACUGCGUUUGAACUGUCCGACUACAGUCCAAGUGAGGAUCUGCUUGGUGGCCUGGGUGACAUAACCACUAGCCAGACCAAACCCAAACCUUUUGACUCUUGGAGCUAUAGUGAGAUGGAAAAGGAGUUCCCGGAGCUCAUCCGAAGUGUUGGGUUGCUCACAGUGGCCACUGACCCUCUCCCUUCCAGCUGUGAGGCGGCCAACGAGGACUCCCCUCAAGUGUCUCUUUCAGAAGAGAGCAAAGGUGGGCAGGAGGAACACAGUGCUUCGGCAGCUGGAGAGCAGCCGGAAACAACAUCUGGGAUGCCUUCCUUAGGGGACACCCUGACAAACGCUGCUGAACACCCUUUGGAGACGGCAAAGCCAGACCCUAGCUCCUCCCCACAGCUCGGGGCAAAGCAAAACCAGCCUGCUCCUUGUGAAACUGCGACUCCCAAGAGAUCCAUCCGCGAUUGCUGUAAUUAUAACGAGGACUCUCCCACACAGCCCACAUUGCCCAAAAGAGGGCUUUUUCUGAAAGAAACCCAUGCGAGUGAGCGGAAGGGCAGUGACGGCAGGAGGCAGCUGGUGGAUCUCAAGCCAGAGCUGAGCAGAAGCACCCCUUCCCUGGUGGACGCCCCGGACAGAUCCAAGCUCUGUUUAGUGUUACAGUCUUCCUACCCCAGCAGCUCUGCGGCCAGCCAGUCCUAUGAAUGUUUGCACAAGGUGGGGAUCGGCAAUAUUGAGAGCCUAGUCAGAAGUCACAUCAAAGAGAUGUCUUCCAGUUUGGGAAGGCUUACUGACUGCCACAUAGAGAAAUGUCGGCUGAAAAAGCCCCACAAGACCUCGGCAGAGGGGCCUCUGUGCCGAACACCUAAACGAGGGACUGGUUCGGGAAAGCAAGCCGAACCCACCAGGGGCUCGGCAGCGCCGAGCAUGGUGCCUUCGGGGGCUCCUAAAGCCACAGUGAGACCAGAAACGGAUUCGGCGGCGUCCACAUCCUCAGAUGAGCGGCGCCACCCGAGAAACUGGAGCGGGCACUCGCCAGGGCCGUCGAAGGCUUCCAGCUCACGCCCUUGCAGUCACAGCAGCGAGUCCUCUGUUGGCUCAGACAACACGGCGUCUCCAGUUCCUCUUCUUUCACAGACUGAAAGCCAAAAAGAUGGUUCCCCGGCUCCGAGUGACGUCACCCAGAACGGUCAGGGGGUGGAGGCCUGGUACGGCUCUGAUGAAUACCUGGCGUUGCCAUCUCACCUGAAACAGACAGAGGUGUUGGCUCUGAAGCUGGAAAAUCUCACCAAGCUUUUGCCUCCGAAACCCAGAGGGGAGACCAUCCAGAACAUCGACGACUGGGAACUGUCCGAAAUGAAUUCCGAUUCGGAAAUCUAUCCAACAUACCACAGCCAGAAAAAACACACACGGCUAGGCCGGGUGUCCCCAAGCUCAUCCAGUGAUAUAGCGUCUUCUCUCGGGGAGAGCAUUGAAUCUGGGCCCCUGAGUGACAUCCUUUCCGACGAGGACUUAUGUGCGCCCCUCUCUGGCUUGAGAAAGUACGCCGAUGAGAAAUCAGAGAGGCCCUCGUCCUCUGAGAAGAAUGAGAGCCAUUCUGCUACAAAAUCAGCUUUAAUCCAGAAACUAAUGCAAGAUAUUCAACACCAAGACAACUAUGAAGCCAUAUGGGAAAGAAUAGAGGGCUUUGUGAACAAGCUGGAUGAAUUCAUUCAGUGGCUGAACGAAGCCACGGAGACCACCGAGAACUGGACUCCUCCGAAGGCGGAGACGGAUAGCCUUCGGCUCUACCUGGAGACCCACUUGAGUUUUAAGUUGAACGUGGACAGUCACUGUGCUCUCAAGGAAGCCGUGGAGGAAGAAGGACAUCAACUCCUGGAGCUCAUUGCAUCUCACAAAGCAGGACUGAAGGACAUGCUGAAGAUGAUUGCCAGUCAAUGGAAGGAGCUGCAGAGGCAAAUCAAACGGCAACACAGCUGGAUUCUCAGAGCUCUGGACACCAUCAAAGCAGAGAUACUGGCUACUGAUGUGUCUGUGGAGGACGAGGAGGGGACGGGAAGCCCCAAGGCUGAGGUUCGGCUCUGCUACCUGGAAGCGCAGAGGGAUGCUGUGGAGCAGAUGUCUCUCAAGCUGUACAGCGAGCAGUAUACCAGCAGUAGCAAGAGGAAAGAGGAGUUCGCUGACAUGUCCAAAGUGCAGUCCGUGGGAAGCAACGGGCUUCUGGACUUUGAUUCAGAAUAUCAGGAGCUCUGGGAUUGGCUGAUUGACAUGGAGUCCCUCGUGAUGGACAGCCAUGACCUGAUGAUGUCAGAGGAGCAGCAGCAGCAUCUCUACAAGCGAUACAGUGUGGAAAUGUCCAUCAGGCACCUGAAAAAGACAGAGCUGCUUAGCAAGGUUGAAGCUCUGAGGAAAGGUGGCGUCUCUCUACCAAAUGAUCUCCUGGAAAAAGUGGAUUCAAUUAAUGAAAAAUGGGAACUGCUUGGGAAAACCCUAAGAGAGAAGAUCCAGGACACAAUGGCAGGCCACAGCUCAGGCCCCCGUGACCUGCUGUCUCCUGAAAGUGGAAGCCUGGUCAGGCAGCUGGAGGUCAGGAUCAAGGAACUGAAGAGAUGGCUCAGGGACACAGAGCUUCUCAUCUUCAAUUCCUGUCUGAGACAAGAGAAGGAAGGAACCCAUGCCGAGAAACAUCUCCAGUACUUUAAGUCCCUCUGUCAUGAGAUCAAGCAGCGUCGCAGAGGGGUGGCCUCCAUUUUGCGGUUGUGCCAGCAUCUUCUGGAUGACCGGGACACCUGCAAUCUCAAUGCGGACCACCAGCCCAUGCAGCUGAUCAUUGUAAACCUCGAAAGAAGGUGGGAAGCCAUUGUCAUGCAAGCCGUCCAGUGGCAAACACGGCUGCAGAGGAAGAUGGGCAAAGAAUCCGAGACUUUGAAUGUGAUCGAUCCUGGCUUGAUGGACCUGAAUGGAAUGAGUGAAGAUGCCUUAGAAUGGGAUGAAACAGAUAUAAGUAAUAAGCUAAUUAGUCUGCACGAAGAAUCAAAUGACCUUGAUCAAGACCCAGAGCCUAUUAUACCCUCCCUGAAGCUUGAAGAGACACACCACCAGGACCCUGGUUAUGAGGAUGAGGCAGGUGACUGUGGGGGGUCCCAGUAUACCUCAAACAUCACCGCACCUUCCAGCCCACACAUUUAUCAAGUGUACAGUCUUCACAACGUUGCGCUCCACAAGGACGGUCAUACUCCGUUUCUGAAUAGCAGCCCAAAGCUUACAGGCACGGCACAGCCUGGCAUUUUAACUAAGAGCCUCAGUAAAGAUUCUUCAUUUUCAUCCACAAAAUCCUUGCCAGAUCUUUUAGGGGGCUCCAGUUUGGGGAGGUCUUGCCCGUGUCACAGUGGAGACGUGAGCCAGAAUUCAGGCAGCGAGAGUGGAAUUGUCAGUGAAGGAGACAAUGAAAUGCCUACCAGCUCUGAAAUGUGUUUGUUUGGUAUGGUAGAUGGGUCCCCAAGUAACCCUGAAACUGAACAUCUGGACCCACAAAUGGGAGAUGCAGUCAACGUGUUAAAGCAAAAAUUUAAAGAUGAGGAGGAAUGCAUUACGCUUCCAAAUAUCUCUCAGUCAUCCAUCUCACCAGUGGGUUGUGUAAAUGGAAAAGCUGGAGAUUUAAACAGUGUUACCAAACACACCACUGAUUGUUUAGGAGAAGAAUUACAAGGAAAACAUGAUGUGUUUACAUUUUAUGAUUACUCAUACCUCCAAGGCUCAAAACUCAAAUUACCAAUGAUAAUGAAACAGUCACAAAGUGAAAAGGCACAUGUGGAGGACCCUCUUCUCGGUGGUUUUUAUUUUGAUAAAAAAUCCUGCAAACCUAAACAUCAGGCUUCGGAGUUACAACCAGAUGCGCCUCCCCAUGAAAGGAUGUUGGCAAGGGCACCCCACGAAAUGGGUCGCAGCUCUUAUAAAAGCAGUGAAAAAGAGAAGACAUUCACAGGCAUUCAGAAUGCCAGACAGCUCUCCCUUCUAUCUCGCAGCUCAUCUACAGAGUCCCUUCCUCCAGGGGGUGAUUUGUUUGGGUUAGGUAUCUUUAAAAAUGGCAGUGACAGUCUCCAGCGAAGCACUUCUUUAGAAAGUUGGCUGACAUCCUAUAAGAGCAAUGAAGAUCUUUUUAGCUGUCACAGCUCUGGGGACAUAAGCGUGAGCAGUGGCUCCGUUGGUGAGCUGAGUAAGAGGACAUUAGACCUCCUGAAUCGCCUGGAGAAUAUCCAGAGCCCCUCGGAGCAAAAGAUAAAGCGAAGCAUUUCUGAUCUCACUCUCCAAAGCAGUUCCCAAAAGAUGCCCUUUGCUGGCCAGAUGUCGUUGGAUGUCGCGUCUUCUGUCAAUGAAGAUUCACCAGCAUCUCUGACAGAACUGAGCAGCAGUGAUGAGCUUUCUCUCUGUUCAGAAGAUAUCGCAUUACACAAACGCAAGGUCCCAGAAUCAAAUGCCUCAUUCCGGAAGCGCCUGAACCGCUCUGUGGCUGACGAGAGUGACGUCAACGUUAGCAUGAUCGUGAAUGUCUCGUGCACCUCUGCUUGCACAGACGAUGAGGACGACAGUGACCUUCUCUCCAGCUCCACUCUCACCCUGACUGAAGAAGAGCCGCGCCUCAGAGAUGAGGACGAUGAUUCCAGCAUUGCAACAGAUGAGGAAAUCUACGAAGAAAGCCAUCUGAUGUCCGGGCUGGACUACAUAAAGAAUGAACUGCAGACUUGGAUAAGACCGAAAUUUUCCUGGACAAGAGAAAGGAAGCGGUGCAAUGUCACUGAUGAAAUGAAAGGUAAUGAAGGCGGAGGCCAGAGUGAGAAGAUCAACUCCUCAGACACCCUAAACAUCGAUGCCCUUCUAAAUGGCUCCAUAAAAUGUCUCUCUGAAAACAAUGGAAAUGGGAAGAAUUCACCCAGAACCCAUGACUUAGGAACAGAAGGUGAAAACAAGAAAAAUAUUUAUGAAGUUAGUAAAGAUCCACGGGUGGCUGACAUGGAAAAUGGCAAUAUUGAAAGUACUCCAGAAAGACAAAAGGAGAAGCCCAAUGGAAUUUCAGAGGCAUCAGAGAACCUUGGUUUAAAUGCAGAAAAGAGUUCUGAAUCCAAGCACAGUGAGUGUAAAGCAUUGACAGACAGUUUAGAUGGUUCAAAUGUUGCUGGAAAGGAACCUGGUCCCCCAGAUGAUAGACGUCUUCCACAGAUAGGUCCAAACCUCCACCAUUCUGAAAAUCAAAGUGGCCCCCGCACGCCCGUUGAGAACACUUGCCCAGAACUGCUGCUGGAAACCAGAGUUGAAAGCAGACAAGACAGCGAUGGACUAAAAACUUCAUCUGACGAUGCACCAGGUGGGGCUAGAAAACCUGCUGGUUGCUGCCUCCUCGAACCAAAUGAGACGGAGGAAAGUGCUUCUCUCAGCAACAGCACUUCCUGUUGCAACUGCCAGCCAGAUGUUUCCCAUCAAAAGGAUGCUGAAGAUGGUUCAGUACAUGACUUUGUGAAGGAAAUCAUUGACAUGGCAUCAACGGCCCUCAAAAGUAAAUCCCAACCUGAAAGUGAGGUGGCUGCUCCCACUUCGUUAACUCAAAUCAAGGAGAAAGUCCUAGAACAUUCUCAUCGGCCCAUGCACCUGAGAAAGGGGGACUUUUAUUCCUACUUAUCGCUGUCAUCCCAUGACAGCGACUGUGGGGAGGUCACCAGUUACGUAGAUGAGAAGAGCAGCACCCCGUUGCCACCAGACACCGUGGACUUUAGCUUAGAUGACAAGGAAGACAUCGAAUGCUUCUUUGAAGCUUGUGUUGAGGAUGAACUUGUUGAUGAGAAAGCCUGUGUCUCUAGUGCCCUUCCAACCGAAUCGGCAGUUCUGGAUGGAGCUGCUAUGCCAGUACAAGGCACAGCAAGCUCUCCUGUGCUCAACGAGGUUGCUUUCUCACGCGCUGAGACAGAUAGGGUGCCUCCUUCAGGACCUUCCCCUCAGAAAGGAGCUGACAAUGGAAAGGAGGUAGAUGGUGCAUCCCAAGCGUCCCAGGGCUGUGCAGAAAGCUCAGACCUCACCGCUCCUUCAGGACAGGCCAGUAAAGAUGGAAGUUCAAGAAACCAAGGUGAAUCAGGAAUGCCAGAAGAAAAUAACACUACUUCAGCCAAAUCGAAAAGUCCAGCUCUCCCAUUAAAUGCAAAACAGCCAAAAGCCAAGGCAAUGCUCUAUCCCACCCCGCAAACUUUAACCUGUAAAGAAAAGCUUGUAAGCUUUCAUGAAGAUCGACAUAGAAACAUGCGUAGGUAGAAUGUAAUGCCCCCAAGCAUGGAAAUCAUCUCAUUGAAAGAUAGCCUGGCUGCAGCUCAGGGCUGGCCUGAUCCACACUGGGCUGGUCUUGGGUCCCAUCACUGCCGCCUGUCACACUGACUUUCUGAAGAUGAACCUUCCCUCUGAACGCGGUCUGUCCACGUGGGCCUUGUGAUCUGGAUGUGUGCAUUGCUUCUCUUUAGGUGAUCUCUUAUUUCCACAAAGCUGCUUGCUCUCCCAUGGAUCCCUGUCCCAAGCUACCUCUGCCAGCCCUCUCUCUCCAGCAAGACUUCGUUUGCCUCUCCCGUCCUGCCUCCUCCUUAACGCUCUGUAGUUCACCAAAUCAAUGGUCCAUUAAACCCACUGGAAUGAUACCCCUCCCUGCCAGUACUUGACCAAUUAAUUGUAUGUUUUGCUCUGAAAUUUUUUCAUGGUAUUAUACCUAUGUUUCUUGAAAGAGAUCUACCUAAAAAGCCAACCCUUGAUUGGAUUGUAGUAUAGAGGAGACAUAUUGGUCCUUAGUACAAAAUUAAGUGACAUUUAAAAGCGCCAUUUUCGUUAUUUCUUUUUAAUAAUAAUCUAUGCAGCACUUCAAGAAACAACUAUAACAGUGUUGUAUAUUGUAAACUGGUACAUUCUACUAUUAAGUUUGUUUUUGGUUUCUAUGCUUCUUGAGGUGGUAAUGCGAAAAACGUUUUUUUAAAACAGUGUGCCUUGCUGUAUUUCUUAUACCAUUAAUUAAAAAGCUGCUUUCAUGGUAAUAGUAUGUUGGUUUGAGAGGAGGAAAUAGCAAGGUUAAGAUGUGUGAAUAAUUUCUGUAUAUAUGUAUAAGCUAGUACACACGUUGAUGUAUGACAGUAUAAAAUGCUUUCAUGUUUGUGAUGUCAGUGAUGUGGAGAAUAUAAGCCUUAAACCCGUUUGAUUGCAUGAUAAUUAAAAUUGGCAUAAUAAAAUAGCUUAUGGGGGGAAGGAAAAUUGACGAUCUCUUCUACCUGUGUUCUUUACCAAAUUCUUGCAUCUGGUUCUGAAAAAAAAAUAACAUGUAUCAGCUUCCCAAAUAUCCAUAUUGCACAAAAGGCUUAAGUUGCUUAAACUACAGACUAGGCCUGUAGCCUUCAUAGCUUUCAGAGUCUUUCUGCUCACUGUAAGUAAACAUCCUGAAAUAGCAGGUGUUUAAAGGCCAUUUCCCCUACAUCAAAACCACUUUAUACUACAUGCUUUUAUUUAUACUUGUUAAUGAUUUAAAGUUGUGUUUGGAGAUCUCCUACAUGUCCUAAUUUAUUUUAAAUAAUUAUUUGAAUGGGUUUGGUGGAUGGUAAAAAGUAUAGAAAAAUGAGUAUUAUUUUAUUUAAACUGUAGAUUUCAGGUGUAUUUAUUUUGUUAAGAAAGUCAGCAGAGAAAUAUUCCAUUUGGUGUUUUGGGGGGGGGCUUGAAAAAUGCAGCUUUUAGUUUAUAGCAUCACUCCUACUAAAGUGCCUGACACAGUAGGUAUUCCACAGAAUCUGCUGAAUCAGAGUAUUGAGUGGGGUAACAUGGAAUAUAUGUAUAAAAUCUUUAUUCUGAGAUUCCUGCAUUAAAACAUAUGACAAAAAAAAGAUAUGCAAAGUGAAGCCACACACAGUAUAUAAUUAGAUUUCAAAAAGAGAACAUGACAGAAGUUUGUAGCCACAGAAAUGACAAUCAUUCAUUCACCAGAUCACUCAUUAGCAUCUUUUGUCUGCAAGUCACUAUUCUAGAUUCAGGGAAUGCAGCUAUGAACGAUGGAACGAUAGGCUGCCUUUGGAGGCUGACCUGUGUUAGGGACAAAAUGGCUGCCCACACAGAAGACAUGCCAUGGUGCCCUACAGGUGAGGGAGAAUGCAAGUGUAGGGAAAGACUCACAGUGAGAGAGACCACAGCAAGGGAAAGGGGCAAAGAGAAAGGUAGGAGAGAGUAGAGGGCAGAGUGCCAGCAGGGGUUCCCUACGGAGUGAUAGGGAAAAGGCCGAACGGAGAGGACUGAAAGGUGUUUACAGAGUUGAGUUGGAGCUUUGAGUACAGUGUACUAGGUGUACUUGUAGUUUAUUUGGGGCUUUAUUUUAUUGUAUGAUUGGAACUUUACUAGCACCAUCCCAGGAAUACUUAAAUAUCACUUGUCUGUAAUUUCACCGCCUUAAUAAUUUUGUGUGGGUUUUGCCCCUUCUAACCUUUCCUGCACAUAUUUUUUAAAUGGAUGGUUCGUUCUAGGCUUUUGAAUAUGUAGUGACUUCUUCCGGAGGAGUCUUUGGGAGACAUCUAGUUAUAGUGUUGAUGAGGAUUGUGAGGGGAAGACGUUAGACAUAAGCGUAUGGUAGAGGGGGAAGUGCGGGAAAAUUAGCUAGACUCAAGGCAGUCAUAGAAUGCGCAGGGAUAGUAGCCUGAGGUACAGAGAAAGACAAACCCUAGAGACGUGGACAUAUUUGGACAUCUUUGGACCUGUUUUAGGAUAUGGCAUUAUUUUAUAUAUGGAGACAACCUGAAUUUCUCUUGGUCAGUAAUUAAUAUCAAGUCUGUGUUCAUUGGGUAGACAUUCAAAGAAAUAAUGGGCCAUAGUGUACUGUUGGCCUCCUAUGUACUCAUGAAGACUUAGGAUUUGAAAAUAUUUAUUAGUUAUCUACCUAACUUUAACACCAAACUUUUAGGUUGAUUUUUGGGUUCAUCAAUGCCUUUUCCAGUCAGAGGGAUGGAGGCGCCUCAGUUUCUCAUCCUGUGUAGACGCUACCUUCCCAGUUACCCUCAAAAACAGCCCAUUUGGUGUGUAUUAACUCAAACAACUCUAUCUACACAUGUCCCAUGACAAUGGCUUGUUAUUUGGUAAAGCAAAGUGUCCCUCUGCUGGGCAUGUGUUUCUGUUAGAAUGUGCUUCCUUAGGUUGCUAAUGUCUACAGGGUGCCCCUCCCCCACUCUGAGUUUUGCUCAUUGGUCCUGUGUCUCCUGCAGAGCCAGCAGCCCAGAGGACUCCUUCUGUCCCAUGGUCACCCUGCAGGUAAUUGAGGACAGUUCCUCUCUCUCCUAAGCACUGUUCCUCCAACUGCCCUUAAUAUGUCCUGAUUUCAGAUCCAUUUCAACCCAACUGAAUGUUAACAGACGGAACCCUUGAAGUCAAGGGACUGUCUUCAUCAUACAUGUAGAGAAGCGUCUGGACAUUUAAGUGCUGAGUUUUCUCUAAAGUAUAUUCAAGAUAUAUGUUUAUUCUAUUAUUGUAAAUUUCAAUAAAUAAACAAAUAAACAAGUGAAUCAAAUAAGGAUUCCUGACUUCCUUCAGUGGUCCAGCCUAGUGCUGGAGUCAUCCUGAGUCUUUUCUUUAUACUGGAAUCGAACCUGACAUCUUCAUGGACAACAGAUUUGACCUUCCAUCCCUUUGCUCACUUAUCUGUUCCAGCAUUCAAACAUUCCUUGAGUAGUCACUGGUGUGAGGCGUUGUGACCUCAGACAUCCAAAGGUAACCCAACAUGCUCUGUGUCUCCAACAGGUUACAGGUUUCCCUCUGCUCAUACCCUUGAAUACAACAAUUAUGAUUCUUCUCCAAAUGAAUUUUCCCCAGACCCACUUAUUUGCCUUGUAUCUAGUCUCUCUACAUUUUCAAAACUCAGAUGAACAAAUUGAUACGUCAUAUGGUCUGCUGGAUUGAACCAUGAGAAGUGAAUCUCUGGAAAAGCCAAGUGGUAGAAGAAUAAUGUCCGCAUACUUAUUAUUCAGUUACAAUUACUGUUAAUAUUUGAUAUAUCUUUCUCUCCCUCUCCACAUCACACCGCACACAAGCACACACACACACACACACACACACACACACA